GUAUCAGAUCUACAGGAGUUGCCAGGAUUAUCGAUUCACGUUGGUUUACCAUUUUACCUCUUUUGCCACCUUAACCAAUAAUAAGUACUUUCGGUCCGUCCUUUUUCGUUUUUGCAGCACGUACUUCAGCACAGUCGGCUCCAUCAGCAACACCAGCAGCUCCUGCACAGUCAACAUCAUGUCGGCAACAUCGAACGAUCGGGCUCUUCACGACGAAGUCAGCACAUUAAAUUUCCCCAAUUUAUACCGUUCGUGGCCCUCAUAUCGUUCAAGUUGGGCGCCUGGCGCCUUACUGCCCUUAAUUUUCUACUUUUGUCACGACCUGUACCACACGCAAAGCCCAUAAAUUC
Messenger RNA from Caenorhabditis elegans, 350 nucleotides. Lineage: Eukaryota; Metazoa; Nematoda; Chromadorea; Rhabditida; Rhabditidae. The record is from the annotation of a RefSeq genome assembly.